Suhomyces tanzawaensis NRRL Y-17324 is the source of this 594-nucleotide messenger RNA. RefSeq lists its product as uncharacterized. NCBI's taxonomy places the organism in Eukaryota, Fungi, Ascomycota, Pichiomycetes, Serinales, Debaryomycetaceae. The record is from RefSeq and is a predicted model, not a curated record. The transcript has a single exon. Bases 1 to 594 code for a protein of 197 amino acids.
AUGCAGGCCCUACUCAAGCCAACAUACAACUUCUUGGACCUUCUUCCCAACGAUGACCCGAUAGUGGAGCUCUUUUGUUUCGGAACGUACUCCGACUACCUCAAGCAUAAAAAGCACUAUGAGCCCAUUGGCCAGUCAAGGGAACUCCUCACAAAACUCAUCAAGCUCACAAUUCUCACCAUGGUACAAGAUAACGAGGGCCAGACGGUACCUGCUGCUGGUAUCUUGCGGCAGUACAAUCUCGAUGUUGCAACCGACAAAUUGGCGUCAUUGACGGGCCAAAACAAGAGUUUCGUGAUAGAGGAGAUCCUAAUGGCCAUGAUUGACGAAGAGAGCGUGGAUGUGCACAUUGAUGAUGAAUAUGAGUCGUGGCAUCUCAACAUGGCCCAUACUCUCCGUGAUUCGUACGAUCCAAGCGUGCAUAAGUUGGUGGUAUUGCAAGAAAAAGACAUCUUGACGCGAUCGUUGGACCAGGCAACCCACAACAUCAGGACUUGGCACCAGGAGAGGUUAAACCCCACCAGUGCCUCGCUACAACGGGGUCUCGCCAGUCCUAACUCAAGGAAACGAAAGACUCCCGACAACUGUGUGUAA